ACUCCAGCCUGGGCAGGUCUCUCUGCAGAGCAAAUGGUUGCAAAUGGGUGCCAGGGUGCUCCGGUGCCAUCACAGAUGCCUCACGCCACCCACCCAUGUCCUGGUGCCUGGAGCAGGGGCCGUGGGGCCAAGGGCCCCCGCCGGGCCAGCAGACAUUGCUGUGGGGUGCUCGGUGCUGGAUGAGGGACUUGAACAUGUGGCGUGUGAUGAGAAACUCUGUGACCUGGAGGUGACGCAGCUCCGGCACUAAUGGGAGCUGGCAGGAGCCCUCGCGCUGCCAUGGGCGUGCAUACAUGUGCUGGCAAGCAUCCAGGACCCACGGCAUGCAGACAGGGGUGUCAGAGGGUGCCACGCAUGUACACUCGUGCUGGGGGUGGCAUGAAUGCACAUGCAUGUGCUAUAAUGCACCAUACAUGUACACACACAUGUCAAAGGGUGCCAUGAAUGCACAUGCAUGUGCUAUAAUGCACCAUGCACGUACACAUAUGUGCCAGGGGUGCCAUGAAUGCACAUACAUGUGCUGUAAUGCACCAUGAAUGCACAUACAUGAGCUACAAUGCACCAUGAAUGUACAUACAUGUGCCAGGGGAUGCCAAGCAUGCACAUAGGUGUGCCGUGGGACACCAUGCAUGCACACGUGUACCAGAGGGCAUCAUGCACGCACACUCAGCUCAGCUCCAGGUGCAUGUACAUGUGCACUCACAUGCAACAGCCCAGCCGGAGGUGAUGCAUGCAAACAUGCACACACGUGUGCCAAUGCGCACACAUGUGCCAACACACACGCAAACACAUGCAGCUCCAGAGUGCCAUAGCAUCGCUCCUCCGAUGUGUCUUUGCCACAGCACAGCCUCAGCUCAUGGGGCCACCGACCUGCCCUUGUCACACAUCCAAGCCUCGCUCUGUGCCUCAGUUUCCCCCCCCUGAAAAGGGCCUGGGUCCUGCCCCGCAUGGGGCAGCCACCCCGUGACUAAUCACCUCCCAAGUUAAUGAUUCAUUUCUCCUCCUCCUCCUCCUCGUAGCCGGGGUCACUCGUCUCGCUCAGCCCGGUGCCUGUGCCCAAGGACUCGGGGACCUUGGCUCGUCGUUGGCUGGAGAGGGAUUCCCAGGGGGACGCUGGGUUAGCAUGACCGAGGUGGAACCCGUGCUGGACUUCGCAUCCUCCGGGAGAACAGGCCGGCGCAAUGCCCUGCCCGACAUCCUGGGCUCGCCGGCCGGCGUCAGCCCCUCCGACCUGCCCCUCAAGCUGGCCGAGAUGUCCCUGAACGCAGGCAGCGCCCAGGAGAUGCAGUCGCCCUCGGCGGAGGUGCCCCCUCCGCAGCCCCCCAGCCCCGAGCUGAAGGACACGUCCUAACCCCACUCCGGGGGGGACAUUGCUGACCAGCGGAGGAAAGAGGAGGCUGCGGAGCAUCAGCCCAGCUUUCCUGGCACAGCCAGAGUCCGCUGGGUUUUCCUCGGUGCUACCGCGGCGAGACCGUCGGGCGUCAUCCCCCCCCGCCAUGGGGGGAGCAUCGCCUGGGGCCCUGCCGUUACGAAGGGGCGAUUCCCACCCACGCCCUGGGCGAGGACCCGAGGGGCAGAUUUUUUUGCCUCCUCAGGGGGGAGGAAUAUUUUUUCUUCUGGGGCAUUUGGCAGAGCCGAGCACAGGGGUUUGCCGGGGGGGGGGCCUUUCUCCUCGUCGCAGGAGCAGCCCGCGGGUGUUUCUAGCUGAGUGUGGUGUUCACUGUGAUGUUUUGGGUACCA
Molecule: messenger RNA, 1740 nt
Organism: Athene cunicularia (burrowing owl)
Lineage: Eukaryota; Metazoa; Chordata; Aves; Strigiformes; Strigidae
Product: cAMP-dependent protein kinase inhibitor alpha-like
Exons: 3
Coding region: 1124-1351 (75 amino acids)
Biological process (GO): negative regulation of cAMP-dependent protein kinase activity
Cellular component (GO): cytoplasm; nucleus
Molecular function (GO): cAMP-dependent protein kinase inhibitor activity
Source: RefSeq, a predicted model, not a curated record